Messenger RNA from Hypoxylon fragiforme, 1468 nucleotides. Its product is annotated as ASF1 like histone chaperone-domain-containing protein. Gene Ontology annotation, molecular function: histone binding. Gene Ontology annotation, biological process: DNA replication-dependent chromatin assembly; nucleosome disassembly; nucleosome assembly. The transcript has 4 exons. NCBI's taxonomy places the organism in Eukaryota, Fungi, Ascomycota, Sordariomycetes, Xylariales, Hypoxylaceae. The record is from RefSeq and is a predicted model, not a curated record. Bases 295 to 1137 code for a protein of 280 amino acids. Gene Ontology annotation, cellular component: nucleus.
UUUGUAGAAAGCGCGUCCCUCGCAACUGGAAAAAUAGAAUAAAAUAAAAUAGGGCCCCUGCUGGACCCGCGCCAAGUUAACCUGGUUAGGUACCUUUUCGUCGCAAAACAAACACUAGUGUAGGGAAGCAGUUGCCCACCGCCAACUCUCCAGGUCUACGAACUGUUUCUUUUCUUUUUACCACAUGCACACACAAUUGAACUCUUCUCAAACCACCAGCUUUCUCCAUUCCAUUUUCUUUCAUAAAUUUAUCAACCCAUACACAAUAACUCAUACACCGCCACAACCUCCAAGAUGUCGGUCGUAUCCCUUCUGGGCGUAAAUAUCCUGAACAACCCCGCCAAGUUCACCGACAACUAUGUCUUCGAGAUCACCUUCGAAUGCCUCGAGCAACUCGAGAAAGAUCUGGAGUGGAAAUUGACCUAUGUUGGCUCUGCGACCUCCGAUCAAUAUGACCAAGAGCUCGACUCUCUCCUGGUCGGCCCUAUUCCCGUUGGAGUUAACAAGUUUAUCUUCGAGGCCGACGCUCCUAAGACCACCCGUAUUCCCGAUGCCGAUAUCCUAGGUGUUACCGUCGUUCUUCUAACCUGCUCCUACGAUGGUCGUGAGUUCGUUCGCGUUGGCUACUAUGUCAACAACGAAUACGAGUCGGAUGAGUUGAACGCCGACCCCCCUGCCAAGCCGAUCGUUGAAAAGAUCCGCCGCAACGUCCUGGCUGACAAGCCACGAGUCACUCGCUUUGCUAUCAAGUGGGAUUCUGAGGCAUCUGCUCCACCCGAGUUCCCUCCUGAGCAACCGGAAGCCGACCUUCAAGCUGACGACGAAGAAUACGGCGCCGAGGAACUCGAAGAUGAUGCUGAAGAGGAAGAGGGAGCUGCCGCCGAGAAUGCUGGUGAGAGUAGCGCUGCCGCUGCGACUGCUGAUGGCGAUGCCGAGAUGGCAGGCGUUGAGGAGAAUGGAGAGCCUGCUGAGGAAGACGAGAUGUCUGAAGAAGGAAGUGUCGACCUUGAGAACGAGAGUGAAGAUGAGCUCGAAGAGGAGGUUGAGGGCGAGGUUGUCGAGGGUGGUGACGAUGCCAUGGAUGUCGAUGAGAAGCCUACUGCCGAAUCCAAGUCCCACGAGGUCAUGGCUCAUUAAACAUCGUCCAUCAUUUGACGAUGUUUUCAUUUGCGUCUCCGUUCGAUAAUGACUUUUUUUUAGGGAGGCAGGCACUUGCGAAGUAUUACACGAAAUUAUGAGGAGGGUUGGUAUGAGUGUUUAUUGGCUAAUGGCGGGGGCAUGAAUACCUACUCUUAUGAUGGAUGAAUGGCAAAUGGCAAAAGUAUUGCUUUGCUUACAGAUUUCCGGGUUUCCCUUUUAGAAUCACCGAUGCGAUGUGACUUACAGCACAAACUCUUAUUUUCACUGACCUACCUACCUAGGUAGAGUCUUUCGAUUAGGUAGCUAAGAAGAGAUCCAUGCCAUUAAA